Molecule: messenger RNA, 3633 nt
Organism: Paramisgurnus dabryanus
Lineage: Eukaryota; Metazoa; Chordata; Actinopteri; Cypriniformes; Cobitidae
Gene: chst8
Product: carbohydrate (N-acetylgalactosamine 4-0) sulfotransferase 8
Biological process (GO): carbohydrate biosynthetic process; proteoglycan biosynthetic process
Cellular component (GO): membrane
Molecular function (GO): sulfotransferase activity
Source: RefSeq, a predicted model, not a curated record
CGGCGCGUUUCUAGCAUCUCUCAUUCUCGUGCCGCACCACCGCUGAUUCGUCUGUAUUGUGAGAGUUUCAGUCCCGAUCCGAUCCUCAUCACAAAGAAACUCAAAAUUCCUGACAGUUUUCCAGAGACUUUCCCAGCAGAUCCCGCGCGCGCACAUACACACGCGGCCGCGCAUCUCAGACAAUUACGAGAGAAAUCUUUAAGACGCGCGAAAGAAAGCGCGUGUAGCGGACGGGACCAGACAUAUGGACUGGAUCAGAAUCUGAAGAUCGGCAUCAGAUCGUAAAACGCUGGAUAUCGAGCAGCUUCGUCCUUUCCGCGGUGCUGAAAUGAUCUGAUCUGAUCACAGAUCCCCAUCAUCAUCAUCAUCUGGACAGGUGUCUGUUUCACACUGAGUGCUGAUGUUCUUCAUCGAUUGCAAGAUGGUUGAUGUUCUUCGAGGUCGCCGGAGGUUACGGGUGUCCGUCUGUAAGCUGCCCUGUCCGUUCUGUUUCCUGCUGCUGUUUGUGGUUGGAGGUCUGGUGCUCUUUGUUCACCUGCAGGAUCUCUCAGACAUGGGGAUACAACAAACUCCAGCAGUGUGCACAGUUCAGCGAGUCAGCUGGCAGAGUUUCCCAGUGGUCUGAAGAGGGCGACAUCAACCCCAUCUCACCAAUGCAGCUGCCAGACUUUCACGGGAAACAUCAAUCUGCCACCCCGGGUUCACGUGAGCACGACACGGAGUCACAGCGGGUCACCAAACGCCACCGGAAACUUUUAAAAACCAGCCCAGUGGUACGGGCGCAAACCAACUCUUCAUCUUCACCUUCAUACGCUACAGCUGAGAGCUCUACGGGGCUGAAUGACAUUCAGGAAUCUCGUCGAAGGAUCAUCAGAGAGGUCUGCGCAAAGUACCGUAGUAAUAUUUCCAGGACGAUAACGCCACACCACGUCUCCCGGAUUUACGUGGAGGACCGACAUAAACUGUUGUAUUGCGAGGUGCCUAAAGCCGGCUGCUCCAACUGGAAAAGAGUUCUGAUGGUGCUGGCCGGGGUCGCCAACGCUACCAGUAAAAUCAGUGACAAGGCCGUUCACUACGACAACCACCUGAAACGACUGGAUAGCUUUGACAGGCAGGGCAUCACCAAGCGUCUGCAAACCUACACUAAAGUCCUGUUUGUCCGAGAGCCUUUGGAAAGACUCGUGUCUGCGUACAGGGAUAAAUUCGAGAACCCGAAUUCCUACUAUCAUCCCGUAUUCGGAAAGCCCAUCAUCUCAAAGUACAGGGUGAACGCAUCCAAAGCGGCUUUAAAGACGGGAAACGGGGUCACCUUUCGGGAAUUCAUCCAUUACUUGCUGGACGUCCAUCGGCCCGUUGGAAUGGACAUCCACUGGGAACCGGCAAACCAACUCUGUAAUCCUUGUCACCUGCAUUACGACUUCAUAGGAAAGGUUGAGAACUUGGAAGAGGAGGCCAAUUUCAUUUUACAAAAGAUCAGAGCCCCCGAACACCUGAUGUACCCCUCCGUCAAGGCCAGGACUUCCACCCAGAUCACGCAGGAUUAUUUUUCACAGCUGAACGCCUCUGAGAGACAGAGGGCUUAUGACUUCUUCUACAUGGACUAUCUGAUGUUUAACUACUCUAAACCUUAUAAAGACUUGUACUGAAGCUUAACUACUGCUGUGCAAACCAUCUGUUGUCCAUUCAAUGCUUCGAAGGGACUAAUAAGACUAAAUCACUUCUCUGAGUUUCACCAUCAGAUCACCUAUACCUAACCCAAAGCAUAUUAAUACAAAAUAAUGUUUUCUUUGCCAAAUGUUCUUGUGUCAUUUGUGGAAAGACCCUGGCCAUCAUACGAGUUAAUCUGCCGUGCAAAUGUGAACAGUAUGAAAUACCCAGAUGAUCUUUAACUUGACAAAGGCUGGAUUUACACAGCAAAUCUUCAUGCCCAAUUCCGAUUUGUUGCUUGUAGCCGAUUUUUUUUGAUGACCCGCUUACAUCAUUUUUUUUUUUUUUUUAAAGCGACUCGUAUUUGAUAUCUGUAUUUACUCACAACACUUGGCAAAACAAAUCAAAGUGGACAUACUGACCCGUAAAAGCUUAAACCUCCAAGAAAAUGUUGUGAUAUGCAAUGGACACAGACAAAAUGAUUAUACAGCUGUAACAUUACUUCACAAAGAUGCACUGCUAAGAUGACUCAUGUGAUCGCGUGUGGUGUCCACCUGAGUUGAUGUCAUUUGCCAGUGUUGCUUUUUUAAUGACACACGAGACGUCUUGAGAUGGGAAUAUCUGACCUGUCAGGUUACAUUGCGGAUGAGAAUGCAUGUAUCCAGUUCAUAUCCGAUUUAUUUACACGUAUGAAUCAGGCCUGAAACCGAUUAGAGAAUAUCGGAUUUUAUGCGCUUUUUCCUGCUUACACGUCCAUGGAUCAGAUCUGAUCUGUGCCACAUGAGGGGAAAAUCAGAAUUGAGUCCCUUCAAACAUGCAGUGUAAAUGCAGCCUAACUAUUUCAUCAGCCUGCCAAAAUAUAAAUGUUUUUAAGAAGAUCAUCAGAUUCCCGAUGCUCAAUUAAAAAUGCAAUGUAAUCCUGCAUAUACACACGGCACAGCAUUCAUUCACAGUAUUUUUGCACACAGCACUACACAAGUAGAAAAGGGCAAAUGUAACUUUAACACUAAUAGCUUUCAUCUUACAAAAAGACUCAAUGGUAUUACUGCUUUUUACCAUAGUAGUAUCAUGCUAUUCAUGUUACAGUUAAACCACGAUAACAUUAAUAUGGAAUUCAUAAAAGUACCAUGGUAUUAUCAUCAGAUAUUAUGGUACCUUUACACAACUUUUAUUUCAUACUAUUAUAUAUAUAUAUAUAGAGCCUAUAACUCACUUCCCUUUUGAAAACACACUUCAUGCAAACCUUUUUUGUGAUAAAAAUCUUAAUCUAUCUAUAAUUGUAAAAAGGGCAUUCAGAUGAUUAUAUUUUUCUAUGUAUUUGUAAAAUGGCUUUCAAUGUGAUCGAGGCGUUUGUGUAAACUCAUCUUUAAGUGUGUUUGCAAAAAAGUUUCUGUAAGAACGACAAAAAAUGCUCAACUAGUGUGCACUAAAUCUUAUUAAAUAAUGUUUAUUAGAUAACCUGCGUGUGCGUGCAAGCGUGUGCUGUAUGUAACCUGAGUGAUAAAAACACAAACAUUUAAACUCAUAUAGAACAUAUUUUAUUUAUUUAUGAAAGGUACACCAUGUAAGAGCUAUAUAUAUAAGCAUUAUAUAUGAACAUAGUAUAUUUUUAUUUCAUAUUAUUUUAUUAGAAAUCACAGAGUAGAUUUAUGUCAUACGCAGCAAUGAAGAAUCUGUGUGUGUGUUAGGUUGAGCAGGUGUUUCUCAGUCAAUCCUGAAUCGGCUUUAUAAAGGUGUGUUUAUUCUGAAAUACUGCUGUCACCCUCCUGUCCUGAUUCCUAUAGAAUAUAUUUCUGAAACUAUAUAUAUGAAACUAUAUGAUAUCACACAAGUAACUGGUGAAUGUAUAACUGUUGUUGGUGCAGAAGUGUAUCAAUCUGUAUGAUCUAUAAGCCCUUUGCCUUAUGUCCCACUGCCAGCGUUUCAGGACAGCUGCGGUCCUCCUGCAGAGUUUUACUCAAUAAACUCUUUGUUCUUUAGCCUUCA